AUGGCCAAGGAAGCGCCCGUCAAGACCGGUCUCAUCACCGGUCUCAACCAUGGACACAAGACCACCGCUCGUGUCGUCAAGCCCCGUGUCUCCCGCACCAAGGGCCACCUGAGCAAGCGCACCGCUUUCGUCCGUGACGUCGUCAAGGAAGUCUCUGGCCUUGCCCCCUACGAGCGCCGCGUUAUUGAGUUGCUCCGCAACUCCAAGGACAAGCGCGCCCGUAAGCUCGCCAAGAAGAGGCUCGGCACCUUCGGCCGCGCCAAGAGAAAGGUCGAGGAGAUGACCCGCGUCAUCGCCGAGUCCCGCCGUGUCGGUCACUAA
Molecule: messenger RNA, 321 nt
Organism: Colletotrichum acutatum
Lineage: Eukaryota; Fungi; Ascomycota; Sordariomycetes; Glomerellales; Glomerellaceae
Product: ribosomal protein L36e
Exons: 3
Coding region: 1-321 (106 amino acids)
Biological process (GO): cytoplasmic translation
Cellular component (GO): ribosome; cytosolic large ribosomal subunit
Molecular function (GO): structural constituent of ribosome
Source: RefSeq, a predicted model, not a curated record